AUGUCGCCAAAAUCUCAGACAUGUGUAUCUGCCGCCGGGACCAGAACUUGCAGUAUAGAGACUUGCUCGCCACCUCCUUUGCUAGGCAGAGAGUCAGGCUCGAGGGUAUGGAUGAGAAUUCAUCACUCUCGCGGACCUAAGUGAUGGCAUACAUCCGAAGGAUAGUAAGUAUAAGAAUAUAGCACGCGUGUAGUAUAAGGCGAUUAACUAAGCGGUAGAGCAUCUGACGAUACCCGGCACCCGCUAUGGAGGGUCGGUUGUUAGAUGGUUAUUGUUUGGAGAGGGCUCUGUUCUCUUCUCUCUUGGGUCGGCCUGCAACCAACAUGGUGGUCAUUGCAAGUCUUCAGCCAGCCUCUGAUGAGAUCGUAUGUCCGUUCAGAUGCCAUGACCCCAAAUGUGCCAGUUGUGGCCUCCCGAACGAGUCUGCCUUUUUCGACACAAUGGGAUACAUUUGCGUGCCCAGACACUCUUCAUUUUGACCAAAUAACGGAAAAACCAGAGUAGGGCGCCAGUUAGCAUAUAAGUCUGCUGGUUUGCAAACUUCAUCUUCAAGUACUGGGCGCAAUUCGAAAUUGCCUCUAAAUUUCUCCUGAUCGGGUAUAGAGAAGAAUGAGCGAAAGAAAUCCUCAACAGGAGCGGACUAAUCUUUUUCGGAUUGAAGCGAUUCUAGAUGGGCUCUC
Molecule: messenger RNA, 680 nt
Organism: Mytilinidion resinicola
Lineage: Eukaryota; Fungi; Ascomycota; Dothideomycetes; Mytilinidiales; Mytilinidiaceae
Exons: 2
Coding region: 265-504 (79 amino acids)
Source: RefSeq, a predicted model, not a curated record